CAUGCGCUGAACUACUGUUUCCGGGUCGCGGCCAGGUAAGCCUCCGCGGCGGCGCUCGCGGAACUUAAGCCCAGAGGUCUCAGUAAGUAGGAGACCGAUCCGAGCCUGAGCGUUUUCCUCUAGUCCCCUCCUUCGAGUCUCUGAAGACCCGGGUACAACCUGGCAGUAGGGCCCAGGAUUUCGAUUCAGUUCAGCGACUUUACUACUCCGGCUGAGAAAUGUGGAAACUGCGGCUUAGGGCAUAGCUCCUAGUCGCCGUGUAGCAGGCCCCGUGUCCUCCCCCGGUUUCCUCUGGAUCAGCGCAGACCCCCGUCCCUGCGCCAGGUCCCCUCCCUUGGGUCCAAGGCCCCAGUUUUCAGCCUCAGCCACAUAACCCCUCAGUCACCCACGCCUCGUCUCCCUGGCUGUCCGCAGGCCUGGGCAGCAUGGCCGUAUUCCGGUCGGGCCUCCUGGUGCUGACGACGCCCCUGGCCUCCCUGGCCCCUCGCCUGUCCCCCAUCCUGACCUCGGCGGCCCGGCUGGUGAAUCACACGCUCUAUGUACACCUGCAGCCGGGCAUGAGCCUCGGGGGCCCAGCUCAGCCCCAAUCCAGCCUCGUGCAGGCCACGUUUGAGGUCCUGGAUUUCAUCGCGCACCUCUACGCUGGCGCGGACGUCCACAGGCACCUGGACGUCAGAAUCCUGCUGACCAAUAUCGGAGCCAAGAGCGCCUCUCUCCCUUCCCUGCCCAGCUCAGUCCAGAACCUGGCCCACCCACCGGAAGUGGUGCUGACUGACUUUCAGACCCUGGAUGGAAGCCAGUACAACCCGGUCAAGCAACAGCUAGAGCGUUAUGCCACCAGCUGCUACAGUUGUUGUCCCCAACUGGCUUCGGUGCUGCUAUACCCCGAUUAUGGGUCCGGAGAGCUGCCUGUGGAGUCCCUGGAUGUCCCCUUACCCUCCACCAUCAGGCCAGCCUCCCCCGUGGCCAGGUCUCCAAAGCAGCCAGUGCGUGGCUACCACCGUGGGGCUGUGGGUGGCACGUUUGACCGCCUGCACAAUGCUCAUAAGGUGUUGCUCAGUGUCGCGUGCAUCCUGGCCCAGGAGCAGCUUGUGGUGGGAGUAGCAGACAAAGACCUGUUGAAGAGCAAGUUACUCCCUGAGCUGCUCCAACCCUACGCAGAACGUGUGGAACACCUGAGUGAGUUCCUGGUGGACGUCAAGCCCUCCUUGACUUUUGAUAUCAUCCCCCUGCUGGACCCCUAUGGGCCCGCUGGCUCUAACCCCUCCUUGGAGUUCCUGGUGGUCAGCGAGGAGACCUAUCGUGGGGGGAUGGCCGUCAACCGCUUCCGCCUUGAGAAUGACCUGGAGGAGCUUGCCUUGUAUCAGAUCCAGCUGCUGAAGGACCAAAACCACAAGGACAAUGAAGAAGACAAAGUCAGCUCCUCUAGCUUCCGCCAGCGAAUGCUGGGAAACCUGCUUCGGCCUCCAUAUAAGAGGCCAGAGCUACCCACACACCUGUACGUGAUUGGGCUGACGGGCAUCAGUGGCUCCGGGAAGAGCUCAGUAGCUCAGCGGCUUAAGGGCCUGGGGGCAUAUGUCAUCGACAGUGACCAGCUGGGCCAUCGGGCCUAUGCCCCAGGUGGUCCUGCCUACCAGCCUGUUGUGGAGGCCUUUGGAACAGAUAUUCUCCAUAAAGAUGGCAUUAUCAACAGGAAGGUCCUAGGCAGCCGGGUGUUUGGGAACAAGAAGCAGCUGAAGAUACUCACGGAUAUCAUGUGGCCAGUUAUUGCAAAGCUGGCUCGAGAGGAGAUGGAUCAGGCUAUGGCUGAGGGAAAGCACGUGUGCGUGAUCGAUGCUGCUCUGCUGCUUGAAGCCGGCUGGCAGAACAUGGUACAUGAGGUGUGGACCGUUGUCAUUCCCGAGACUGAGGCUAUACGACGCAUCGUGGAAAGGGAUGGCCUGAGUGAGGCUGCGGCUCAAAGCCGGUUGCAGAGCCAGAUGAGUGGGCAGCAGCUUGUGGACCAGAGCCACGUGGUGCUGAGCACCUUAUGGGAACCGCAUGUCACCCAAUGCCAGGUGGAGAAGGCCUGGGCCCUCCUGCAGAAGCGCAUCCCCCAGGCACCGUAAGGCCCAUGGCUGACAUUGAGUUCUCUGUGGGGCCCAAGUGGCCCCUGGAGCUGCCAAGAGAUUCAGCGGUGAGGAGGAAUGGGGGCCUCAGGGCUCAUCCUGGUUGGGCCUAGAGGGCUCUGAACCAAACUGGGGAGCGCAGGGCUGGGCCUGGCGGACACAUGAAGCCUACCCAGCUUGCUGGUGUUUGGCCAUCACUGAGGAUGUGGCUCAUCGGGGAGCAGGCCUCUCUGGCAUUCUGUGCCUACUCUUGCCCACAGUGUUUGAUGCCUACGGCCGACUGUGCCCAGGGCAAACACUGGAACUUGUAACAGAAUUAAAGAUGAAUGUUGCCA
Molecule: messenger RNA, 2443 nt
Organism: Zalophus californianus (California sea lion)
Lineage: Eukaryota; Metazoa; Chordata; Mammalia; Carnivora; Otariidae
Gene: COASY
Product: Coenzyme A synthase
Exons: 9
Coding region: 426-2108 (560 amino acids)
Biological process (GO): coenzyme A biosynthetic process
Molecular function (GO): ATP binding; pantetheine-phosphate adenylyltransferase activity; dephospho-CoA kinase activity
Source: RefSeq, a predicted model, not a curated record